Messenger RNA from Marmota flaviventris (yellow-bellied marmot), 1488 nucleotides. RefSeq names its product ETS homologous factor (gene Ehf). Lineage: Eukaryota; Metazoa; Chordata; Mammalia; Rodentia; Sciuridae. Gene Ontology annotation, biological process: cell differentiation; regulation of transcription by RNA polymerase II. Gene Ontology annotation, cellular component: nucleus. Gene Ontology annotation, molecular function: DNA-binding transcription factor activity, RNA polymerase II-specific; sequence-specific DNA binding. The record is from RefSeq and is a predicted model, not a curated record.
CUGCUUUAUGCUGCUCUGAGUGGAGAUUGGUUUUGGCUGAGGUUGUUUUGUGAAACUCACAAGUAUCAUGUGGUCUGCCAACUCCACGUCUUAGCAAGGGCAUUCUGUGAAGGCAAGGCCAUGGGGUGGCUGCAGAGGAGAGGACCAGUCCUGCUUUUUAAACCUAUCAGAAUUCUUUGCAAGAUCAUGAUUCUGGAAGGAAGUGGUGUAAUGAAUCUCAACCCCAGCAAUAGCCUCCUCCACCAGCAGCCGGCCUGGACAGACAGCUACCCCAUGUGCAAUGUAUCCAGUGGGUUUUUCGGAGGCCAGUGGCAUGAAAUCCAUCCUCAGUACUGGACCAAGUACCAGGUGUGGGAGUGGCUUCAGCACCUGCUGGACACCAACCAGCUGGAUGCCAGUUGCAUCCCGUUCCAGGAGUUCGACAUCAAUGGAGAGCACCUCUGCAGCAUGAGCUUGCAGGAGUUCACCCGGGCGGCGGGCACCGCGGGGCAACUGCUCUACAGCAACCUGCAGCAUCUCAAGUGGAAUGGCCAGUGCAGCAGUGACCUGUUCCAGUCCACACACAAUGUCAUUGUCAAGACUGAACAGACCGACCCUUCCAUCAUGAACACUUGGAAAGAAGAAAACUAUUUAUACGACACCAACUAUGGUAGCACAGUAGACUUGUUGGACAGCAAAACUUUCUGCAGGGCCCAGAUCUCCAUGACAACCACUGGUCACCUUCCUGUUGCAGACUCGCCUGACAUGAAGAAGGAGCCAGAGCACCCUACAAAGUCCCACACCAAGAAGCACAACCCCAGAGGAACUCACUUAUGGGAAUUCAUUCGCGACAUCCUCCUGAAUCCAGACAAGAACCCGGGGUUGAUUAAGUGGGAAGACCGGUCUGAGGGCAUCUUCAGGUUCUUGAAAUCAGAGGCCGUGGCUCAGCUCUGGGGCAAAAAGAAGAACAACAGCAGCAUGACCUACGAGAAGCUCAGCAGGGCCAUGAGAUACUACUACAAGAGAGAAAUUCUGGAACGGGUGGACGGACGAAGGCUGGUAUAUAAAUUUGGGAAGAAUGCUCGUGGUUGGAGAGAAAAUGAAAACUGAGCAUCGGCCCCCAAGCACAAUCCAAAACACACCCGGAAUGACUCAUAGCCAGCCAAGGACUCCUGGACGUAAAUAUUUCAAAGACUAUUUUUCUCUGAUAUUUAUGUACCACGAGUGGAAAAAAAUAUAUAUAUAUAUAUCUACUUCGAACGGGAAGAAGGAACACUACGGUUGAUAAAAGAUUAUUUUGUUACUUUGAAGUAUGUCCUAUAUGGGGAACCAAUGUACACAGUUUUCUGUGAAAUACGACGCUGUAUGUGGUUGUGAUUUCUUUUUGCCUCUAUUGUGAAGUUCUUUCCUGCCACGAGAAUAACAAGGGGUGUAGCCUUGCGCUUCUUGCUGAGAGAAAGAAAAAUCAAAGGGCAUUAAAUGUUUUCAGGUGUGUGCAAAAUGAUUUAG